This is a messenger RNA of Amphibalanus amphitrite, 1275 nucleotides long. RefSeq names its product atrial natriuretic peptide receptor 3-like. Lineage: Eukaryota; Metazoa; Arthropoda; Thecostraca; Balanomorpha; Balanidae. Gene Ontology annotation, molecular function: peptide hormone binding; signaling receptor activity. The transcript has 7 exons. Gene Ontology annotation, cellular component: membrane. The record is from RefSeq and is a predicted model, not a curated record. The coding region runs from base 1 to 1275 and encodes 424 amino acids.
AUGGCGUCCUCUUCCGAGCGAGUGAGCACCUCCCACGCCGGAGCUGGGCGCUUCUGGCCUAUUGGUACUCUCACCUGUCAGCCCGAAUCUGCAGCUGCCAUGUCCCUUCGCCGGCUGCUGAUGGUGCUGCUACUCUCCUUCCAACUGCACGGCUCCACCGGCUCCCCGCCUGCCGCUGAGGGCGCCUCCUGGCCGUGUCGGUCCCGACAGGUCACCGACGACUUCGGCCGGCCGCUGGUCACCAUCCAGUGUCACACCCUAGCCGAUGAGGAGGCGCGUCAGGACGUCUGCUCGACGGCCCGAGGCGGCGGCGGCUCCCUGGAGCUGGCUGUCCUCCUGCCGGCCAGUGAUGCCUACGAGGGCAGCCUGCAGCGCGUGCUGCCCGCAGUAGUGAUGGCGCUCCGUCAGCUGCGGCAGCGACGACUGCUGCUCGGUAGGACGUUCACGCUGCACGUGCGUGACACCCGCUGCUCGAGCAUCUACGCACCGGCGCACGCGGUGCAGUCCUACUUCACGGACCGGGUCGAGCUACUGCUCGGCCCCUACUGCGACUUCGGAUUAGCGCCCGUCGCUCGCUUGGUGAAAUUCUGGAACGUGCCUCUCAUAACGGCCGGAGGAUUCUCAUACGACUUCACAAAGCCCAAGACGAAUCCAGAAAAUGAGUUCUAUAUGACGACGAGGACUGGCUUCAGCUUCGCUGGCAUUGCGACAACCAUCUCAGAAGUUCUCAACAAGUUCAACUGGCGCAAGGUGUUGCUGCUGUUCGACCGGGAUGCCUACGAGUCUGUGGCCGGCCACCACACUUGCUACUUGGCAAUGUCAAGUCUGAUCGGCCUGCUCAAGACCAACAACGUCUCUUACGGCACGUUUGACCUCGGUCAGAAUCGGCGCUUCACCCUGAGAGACAACCUGCGCUCCAAAAUCGGCCUAGACUACGGUGUCAUUAUCUUGUGCGCCUCACCCCACCACGUCCGAGAAAUUCUGAUGGUCGCCGAUGACCUCAACAUGGUCUCCAGCGGAGAAUACGUCUUCUUCAACAUCAAGCUCUCCACCAGUGAGACGAAGCCUCAGCGGCCGUGGCUGGUGCCCGAGGACCCUCCCCAUGUGAACGAGAAGGCCCGGCGCGCCUACCAGGCACUGAUCACGGUCACGGCUCGAGCGCCGGACGACACGCGUUACGAACAGUUCUCUGAUGAGCCGCUAGCAAAGACCUGCAACCCGAACCGCUCGCUACUGGACCAAAACCUGCCGCUGUACUGCAGCUUUUUACCUUAG